This is a messenger RNA of Camellia sinensis, 1294 nucleotides long. Its product is annotated as Haloacid dehalogenase-like hydrolase (HAD) superfamily protein. The record is from RefSeq and is a predicted model, not a curated record. Lineage: Eukaryota; Viridiplantae; Streptophyta; Magnoliopsida; Ericales; Theaceae.
CCUCCUACAAAGCCCCCCUCCAUUUCCAUUCAUAUCCAACUCUUUUACGUUGAGCUCCUCUAUAUCUCUCUCUCUCUCUCUCUCUCUCUCUCUCAAUUCAGUUCGCAGUUCUUCUUCUUCGUCUUCAUCCAUGGAUUCUUGCAGCAAAUCAAUCAGAGACUCCACUUCUCCCUUCGAUUGCAUCCUCUUCGAUUUGGAUGACACUCUGUAUCCUUCCAAGGCGGGGCUUGGCCAAGCCACCAAGCGAAACAUCGAAGAUUUUCUCGUCGAAAAAUGUGGAUUCCCUGAGACACAAGCUUCGACUCUCCGCGUUGAGCUCUUCAAGACUUACGGAAGCACUCUCGCCGGUUUGCGAGCAUUGGGCUAUGACAUCGACGCUGACGACUAUCACAGUUUCGUGCACGGAAGGUUGCCGUACGAUUCGAUCAAACCAGACGCUCCACUACGAAACCUUUUGCGCAGCAUCAAUCAAAGGAAAAUCGUUUUUACCAAUUCGGAUAGAAAUCAUGCGAUGAAGGCACUGGAUCGACUUGGAAUCAGAGACUGCUUCGAGCUGAUCAUAUGCUUCGAGACUCUGAAUCCAAACCUCUCGAAAUCGACUCGCCUUGAUGAGUUUCCCGUAGUUCUGAAACCCUCAUUGGACGCCAUUAAAACCGCCAUCGACGUCGCAGAGGUCGAUCCUUGUCGUACGCUGUUUCUUGAUGAUAGCGUCCGGAAUGUUGCAGCUGGGAAAGCCUUGGGUCUCCGAACUGUUCUCGUAACUUUGCUUCCCAAACACGAGCAAGGAUCUGUUGGGUUGGAAAAUCAGGGAAGAUCAAAGAAGCCGAUUAUGCAUUAGAGACUGUAAACAACUUGGCUCAAGCAAUUCCAGAAAUAUGGUUUGGCACAGGAGACGGCAACGAUCGAAGGCUCAAUCGAACCAAGGGCCAGUUGGAUGCCAUUCUUGCUACAGCACCUCUUCGGGUUUAAGCAAAUUCCAAACGGCUACGCACCUAAAAAAAAUAUUUAAAAAAGUGUUAGAAUUUGAAUAUAUUAUGAAUUGAAUGAAAUCAGAUUCAUACUAUUCAAAUUUUAAACAUUUUUUUUAAAUAUUUUUUAAUCAAUGCGUAGUGUUAUUAUAAAGGUGAUAUGCAUGGUUGUAAUAAUAUAUGUGCAGAAUAAUAAGGUUUUUAGAUGUACUUAUUUACGAAUAAAGAAAACUUAAGAGUUUCGUGUCAAUUCUUCUUACAUUAUAAUAAUGUUCUCUUUAGCUUAAUGUAAUGUUAAAAAAGGCGUGUCAAUUCUUCUUGCAUUA